Messenger RNA from Oryzias latipes (Japanese medaka), 3793 nucleotides. RefSeq names its product homeobox A13b (gene hoxa13b). NCBI's taxonomy places the organism in Eukaryota, Metazoa, Chordata, Actinopteri, Beloniformes, Adrianichthyidae. Gene Ontology annotation, biological process: regulation of DNA-templated transcription. Gene Ontology annotation, molecular function: DNA-binding transcription factor activity, RNA polymerase II-specific; DNA binding. The record is from RefSeq and is a predicted model, not a curated record.
CAACUUGACCUUGGCCUCCAGCCGCGUCUCCAACCAGCCGAGGAAGAGAUGUUUGGUGCUCACAUCGAUUUCUUCUUCUCAUUUAGCUUGUUAUAAAGUCAGUUGUGUAGAGCAUCUUACCUGCAAACCCAUAACAAUUUGACUGUCUAAAAACUGGGUUUUGUAGCUAAAAGUUAUGAUAAAAAAUGUAGAAAUUAUUUGGAAAUAGAAAUAAUGUGUCAAAAUGUUCCAAAUAAUUUCACAUAUGACAUUCCGUUUUUAAACAUUAAGAUGAAAGAGUCUGCGCCCUCAAUAUUAGGUCUGAACGACUGAUGAAAAAAUAUUAAUUCUUUACACAUUUAAAUUUUUUUUCCUUCAUAAAAUUUCCCAUUAACAAAAUUUUGAUUUCUUCCACAAUUCUACAUACUUUCACACCUAAAGGGCACAAUAAUGAAUUCUAAGGAGUGUGCGGUGUCCUGUCUUCUCCAACAUUUUGCCUCAUCUGCAUUAUCCUCUAGACGUGUAAGGUCUUCUUUGCAUAUCACGUGUUUGCUCUUGUCCAAUAAACUCGCGUUCCUCGUGCACCCAGGCGAGCUGCUAUCGGUACUCUGCCUGAGUCCCUGUCUCCGCUCAGUUGAUGGGAUUUUGAAAGGGUUGGUCGUCUCAAUGGGCAUGCUAUGACCGCCUCAUUGCUCCUCCACUCGCGCUGGAUUGACCCGGUGAUGUUCCUCUACGACAGCGCUUUGGAUGAGAGAAACAAGAACAUGGAGGGGUUCACUGGAGGCAACUUUUCUGCGAAUCAGUGCAGGAAUCUGUUAGCGCACCCAACCUCCCUGGCUCCCAGCACCACCUACACGGCGAAUGAGGUGCCAGUCUCUGGCAUGGCGGAGCCUGGCAAACAAUGCAGCCCCUGUUCUGCCACUCAGAGUUCAUCCAAUGCGUCCUUGCCAUAUGGAUAUUUUGGCAGCAGUUAUUAUCCGUGCAGGAUGUCCCACGGCGGCGUCAAAGCGUGCGCGCAGCCCUCUGGUUUCGGGGAUAAAUACGUGGACUCAUCCGUCUCUGGUGAGGAGUUCUCGGCUCGAGCGAAGGAAUUUGCCUUCUACCAGGGUUAUUCCUCGGGUCCAUACCAGCCCAGCUACCUGGAUGUGCCAGUGGUCCCUGCUCUGACUGCCCCCUCUGAGCCGAGACACGAGUCCCUGCUGCCCAUGGAGCCCUACCAGUCGUGGGCCAUCACCAACGGCUGGAAUGGGCAAGUUUACUGCGCCAAGGAGCAACAGCAGUCAAAUCCUUUGUGGAAAUCCUCUUUACAAGACACUUUAAGUGGCGAAAGCGCAGUGCGCCGCGGGAGAAAGAAACGUGUGCCAUACACCAAGGUGCAGCUGAAAGAACUUGAAAGAGAAUAUGCCUCCAAUAAGUUCAUCACCAAGGACAAAAGGAGGAGGAUAUCCGCGCAGACAAACCUCACGGAGCGACAAGUGACAAUCUGGUUUCAGAAUCGGCGCGUAAAGGAGAAAAAAAUCGUCAAUAAAUUCAAGAGUUCCAGUUAGCUCUGGAUACACUAACAAGAAGUGAAAGGCGGACAUGGAUGUACUUUCAUCCAAAAACUAUGGUAUAAUUUAUUACAUUAUGGACAGCUUUCAUGUCGCCUGAGUGGCUCUGUUUGAACUAAACAUUUCCCAUCUCACGUUUUAAUUGGAACCAGUCGAUGCGGGCUGUUGACAGAAGAUCGGAAAUGGCCAGGAAUUUAAGGUGGUUCCACAGGCCGGGGAUGCUUUGAUACUAGGAGAAGACUGCUUCUCAAAGCGGGACACUCAUUUCAGCUUUGGUUUUUCCCCCCUCCUUUAAAUCCAAUUUAAAAUGUAAAGUGUAUAAUAAUUUAUUCCACACUUUCUUGGCUUAAGGCGCGCGCCAUGAACCAAAAGCUACGGUCUUUUGACACAAAAUGAAGACAUCAGACCAUGAAAUGUUUAAUGAAUUAAACUUUUAAUUCAAAGGAAAAAAGAAAAUAUUUAUUUAGGCUGUAUUUCACAUCAAAAUAAAUACACUUCAACCGUAAAAUGGGAGUUUACGCAAAGACUGAGCUUUAAAAGUUCAACUAUCACAAAAAAAGCACUUACUUACUGCUCUUAGAUAAAUAAUAAUAACUCGCAUGUCAACUGACUGUUAACUAAUAGGAAAAUAAUGGAAUAUUUUAAAAGCAUUUAUUCAUGUACAUACUAAUACUGAAGCCAUCUAUCCUCUGUUAUGAUAAUAUAAGCCAACGUUUUGACAAUAAAUGAUUGAGAUAUGCAGUGUGUUUUUGUCAAAUUUAUUUAUUAAUUUGUUCACCUCAAAUUGGUUUAUUAUAAGGUAUAAAAAUAAACGAAUAAAAAUAAUGAUGUGAUACUUAUAUUUCAUUUUAUUGUUCUGUAUGAUGUGAUAACGUGUGUGGGCCUACGGGGCCCUUACACAGGAGAACGAUCUGGUCACUUUCUAAGUUCUGUCGCCAUCUAGUGGUAUAGCUGCGUAAGCACAGGAUAUGACAAAGAUGAAAAAGAAAAAUAAUUUAGAAAGAAUUUUAUUUUAUCGUUGUAUUGCGUGUUUUAAAUACAUAUUUUUAUUACCAAAUUUUUUAAAACUACUUUUACUAUUGUUUUUUCUUUGUUAUUGUUUACAUGCCAGUAUACACUGGCUGAUUGAUACACUGGGGGGGGGGGUGUUCUGGAAUAUGAAAUAUAGGAUAUAAAAUUCUUAGAUUGAUAUUAAGUGGUUUUGAAAUAUAUGUAAUACUUAAAUGUUUUGGAUGCUAUCUUUUUGUUAAAUUUGUCUAGGUUUGAAACUAAAGGGUCACUUUUUCUGAAAGAAAAAAACACUUUUUUUUUCCUUUUGAGAAUAACAAAUGUUAGCGUAAUUAUAAUUUUUCCCAUUGGCAUUUAUUAAAUAAACUUGGUUUGCAAUGGUCAUUUUACAAACCAAAUGAUAAGUGUUAUUUUCUUGAUGUUAUGGUUAGGCCUUCCUCUCAAAAAGCAUUAAAAACUGAAGAUUCAGAUUGGAGUAACCCUUUCUCGGCAUCUCAGCAUCUCAGCAUCAAAGCAGUCACACUGUGUGUGCGAGGGGGUUGUGUAUUAUCCCAAAACGAAGAAAAAUAAACAAAUAGUAAUAAAAAAAUAAAUGAAAAACAAUUUGCUAUAACGAGCAAAACCAGCAAAUUGGAUCGACAACUGACUAAAAUACCAAAACUAGAGGUGGGCUAUACUGUUGAUGAUUACUGACUGAAAAACAAAGUUUAGUGAUUUAGAAUGCAGACUUCCAUGGAGGUUAAAAUUUUCUUUGAGUUCUUCAUUGAACCAUCUCUUUUUUUCUGUGUCAUUACGCCCCCUACAGUCACACAUGCUGAACAGAUAUUCAAACAUUAUUAUGGAAAUAAAAUAAAAUGCGCGCAUAAAAAGGAGGGAUUUUGAAUAACAGUGUCUUAUGAUAAUAAAAAAACACAAAUAAUAAUAUUAACACAUUGUUUGCAUUUGCAAUACAUAUAAAAUAAAAGACAGUAAAAAUAAAGUUCUCAUUUGUUGCAAAAACCAACACUCAUUUACUCAAAUAUUCAGAAAAAUGAAUAGUAUUAAUAUUAUCUAAAAUAUAAGACUUGUUUAUUUUUGUUUUGUUACAGUUUAAAAAUCUUUUUGCCUGGCAUUUCACUUACUUUCAAUUAAAUAAAUCAACCAUCGCAACAGUUUUUGUUCUUCUUUUUUUCUCAUAAUCACUUUAAAUCCAAAUAAAUGUUGCUCUGCAGUGCAGGUGGUUCGGGCUCAUUUGGAUUUUUACCGUUUGGGCAAAA